This is a messenger RNA of Microthlaspi erraticum, 366 nucleotides long. The record is from the annotation of a GenBank genome assembly. Lineage: Eukaryota; Viridiplantae; Streptophyta; Magnoliopsida; Brassicales; Brassicaceae.
AUGGACAUAACUUUCUUGGCAAAGGGAGAGAAGAAGAUGGUGACCUUUAGGCAGCUUGAGAUACUGUUUGGGUUCACUAUGGAGAAGGUAACCUAUGGAACAUCAAGGAAGAAGAACUCCAAAGAGUAUGGGCUACAAUCGCUGAAGAGGGGUACUCUUCCUCAAGGUCCAAGGCUGCUCAGAUCAGGAGCCCAGUGUCCACAAGGCUCUUGCCAACACCUUCUUUGCAAGGAAAGCCACUGGACAAUCAAUGAGGGAGAAGUGAAGCUCCUUGACAUGGGAAUCAAGCCCAUCAUCUCACGCACAAGGAUGGGAAGAAGAUCAGAGGAGAUAGGGCACACGCAGGGAACUCAUGCCUCUCCUUGA